Molecule: messenger RNA, 1642 nt
Organism: Polistes dominula (European paper wasp)
Lineage: Eukaryota; Metazoa; Arthropoda; Insecta; Hymenoptera; Vespidae
Gene: CoRest
Product: REST corepressor
Biological process (GO): regulation of transcription by RNA polymerase II; negative regulation of DNA-templated transcription
Cellular component (GO): transcription regulator complex; histone deacetylase complex
Molecular function (GO): transcription corepressor activity
Source: RefSeq, a predicted model, not a curated record
GCAUAUAGCAAAUUUAGCCGAAUACCGUGUAGCUGCAAGCUGUGAUUUGCAGUCCAACUUUAAACGGAAUUGAGUUUUAAUAAAUCAAUUAUAGUUAAAUUAUUUGCUAUAACGUUAAACAUUUUAAAAAGUGAAAAUGGUUUUAGCAGAACGUAACUCAGAAAAUGUUAGAAAUGGUCGAAGAUCAAGAGGUCCCAGCCCAAAUGGACAGACAGAAUCUUCAAGUGAAGAAGACGGAGUUCCAGCUGAAAAGAUACGUGUUGGUCGGGAUUUCCAGGUCAUAGUACCAGAACUUAUUCCAACUAAUGAACGUAGAUUGGAUCAAUGCCCUGAUAGAGCAUUGUUGGUUUGGUCUCCUACUACUGAUAUACCAGAUCAAAAAUUGGAUGAAUACAUAGUAUUAGCGAAAGAGAAAUAUGGAUAUAAUGGCGAGCAAGCUUUAGGAAUGUUAUUUUGGCAUAAACAUAAUUUAGAACGUGCUGUAUUAGAUUUGGCAAAUUUUACACCAUUUCCUGAUGAAUGGACGGUAGAAGAUAAGGUGUUAUUUGAACAAGCGUUUCAAUUUCAUGGGAAAAGUUUUCAUCGUAUUCGACAAAUGUUACCUGAUAAGUCAAUCGCCAGUCUUGUUAAAUAUUACUAUAGUUGGAAGAAGACAAGAACUAGGACGUCGUUGAUGGACAGACAAGCAAGAAAAUUAACAAGCGGUGGAAAAGAAGGUGAAAAUGGCAGCGAGAAUGGAAGUGAGUUAGGCUCAAAUACAGACAGCGAAUCUGAAGAAAAAAAAUGGACGAUCCACCGCGGAAUACGUCGUGGAAAGAACCAAGCUGUGCCAGGAAGCCAAAGCACUGACGCUAAGGCCCCAUCCGACUCGGAAAACGCCCCUCAGGUUCAGGGGUCGUGUAGCAACUGUGGCGUUGCUUGCAAUAGCGUACGUGCAACUCCCAAGGGACACGCGUGUCAUAGCUGCUAUCUGCACUGGAGGCGUACUGGUGUAGCAAGACCCCUAAGUUCUAUGCCAGGUCGUACAAACAAAAGAAAACCACCUCGUGGAUUGGUAGUAAAUCAUGAUGACUUGGCAGCAUUGGCUGGUCAACCUAAUCAAGCUAACAACAGUUUACAAGCUAUCGACACAGAGAUUGUUAGCCUAAAACGUCAAAUACAAUCAAACAAGCAACAAGUAAGUGCUUUAAAACGUAAGACUACUGAUGGAGUAGAUGACUUACGACCACCAGAAGUUUCCAGUCGUAUAAAUGCACGAUGGACGAAUGAUGAACUACUGUUAGCCGUUCAAGGAGUUAGAAAAUAUGGCAAAGAUUUUUCUGCAAUUGCUGAUGUUAUUGGUACUAAAACUGAAGCUCAUUUGCGAUCAUUCUUUGUUAAUUAUCGACGAAGGUACAAUUUAGAUGCCGUUCUAAAAGAAUAUGAAGCUGAAAAUGGACCGAUAUUAAUUGAUGAUGACAAAGAAGAAAAGAUGGAUAUUGAUCAACCAAAUGAAGUGGCAGAAUCAUCACAAAAAGCAAAGGCAUCAAGUGGUUUAGGACAAACUACAAAAUAACGAAUGAUUCUAUUAAACACCAAAUGUGACAAAGUAAAUUUCAGGGUUACUGAAAGUCGACGUUGAUACAUGAAAAAAAAAAAAAAA